GAACUACCAGCCCUCUGGAGAGAGAGUGAUAGUGUGUGUUUGCGUGUGUGUGUGAGCGUGUGAGAUAGAGUGAGAAAAUGUGGAGGCGUAGAGCAAUGCAAAGACCGUCUCGUGGAGUUACAUUGCCAUUACGCACUAUUACGCACUGACAGCUACUUUCAAGAGAAGAGUCGCAAAGGAGCGGAUUGUUGGAUUCCUCAAUUGUGCAAAUAGAACAAAGAGGUUUCUCAUCAACAUUCAGCCGAUCAGCAGCAGAACAGAUUGAUCUUCCGAGCAGCGCAGAGGCCAGCUGCCAUCCACCCGCACAGGAAUGGUGGAUCACUUGCCGCUUGGUGAAGAGACCUUCCUGUAUUAUACCGGCUCCCCGGGGUCUGACUACAACUACCACGCCAAUGGUGGCACGUUGCCCGGGAGCAUGGUAACGUACGAUCACCACCACCCCUACCAAGGGGUGGCGCCUUCCUCCUCCCCUCGCCUCUCUGAGGAUGACCUCAGCGACUCCUCCAGCCCUCGGUCCUCGCUCUGCUCCAGCCCGGAGUCCUCGUCACCGACGUUGCGGCACGUCCUCGCCUCCAGCUACGAAAGCAGGAGCAGCAGGAGCAGCGGGAGCAGUGGGAGCUGUAGCUCUUCCGGAGGAGAGAGUCAAGAAAGUUUGCUGGACCUGCUCCUCUCACAGGCCUCCCUUACCACCUCAUUAAGCUCUAAUGCCAACAGCAGCUCUCACUCGUCUCUAUCCCUAUCCUCUGCACCUUCUUCAUCCUCAUCUGCCCCUCUUUUACCAAUGGGCCUGGCCUGGGAGUCCAAGAGGGAGCGGUUGACUCUCAUCCAUCAGCAGGCCAAAGAAGAUGGUUACGAGUUUCCUGUCUUCCUGGACGAACUGCAGGAUCCUACAGCGCUUCUCUUUCAGCCCACCCUGGAGGAGAUUGAGGAGUUCCUGGAGGAGAAUAUGGUGGUGGCAAUGGAGAAGGAAGAGGAGGGGAGCGAUGAGGCGAUGUCGCCAUUGUCGGAAUAUGCUGAGGCGAAAGGUACCAGGACAUUAGCAGGAGAACUUGCAUCAUUACCACAGAACUCCGAUCAGACUGUGCCUGUGGCUCAUUCUCCACUCUCCUCCUAUGCAGAGACCAAACAUACACCAUGUGCAUCUGACAUGGACAGCUCACCAUCAACAGUGGAUGCUAGUUGUAUAGCUGGUUCUCCCAGUUGUGUUGAUGGGAUAAAACAGGAGGAUUGUGGUUCCCCGCAAGCCUCAUCAGAAGGUACAAGUGCCCCCAGUGUGCCUGUCAUCCUACAAAUCCAGCCCAUACAGAUCAAACAAGAGCCAAACCCUAGCGCAGUCUCAGAAGAUGCCACACAGCAAACCCAGUCCCAGGCGAACCAGGCCCCGUCAGAUAUACAAAUCGCCCAACUCCUGGUCAACAUCCAAGGACAGACCUUUGCCUUGGUGCCUCAACUGCUUUCCUCGACAAACAUUGCCGGCUCGAGCAAAAACGGAGCCACCAUUUCACCCAAAUUUGUCCGGAUUGCACCGGUGCCUAUUGCCGCGAAACCCAUUGGGCUCGGGGAAGGUGGGUUUGGCGGUGGCGCGAAUGCAGGGGUCCUCGUUGGAGGUCAGAGGUAUCAGAAGAGUGCAGUAGCAGACCUCAUUAAAAUGCACAAGUGCUCUUUUCCUGGCUGCAAUAAGAUGUACACAAAGAGCAGCCAUCUAAAAGCCCAUCUGAGGAGGCACACUGGGGAGAAACCAUUCGCCUGCACGUGGCCCGGCUGUGGAUGGAGGUUCUCUCGGUCCGACGAGCUGUCCCGACACCGCCGCUCCCACUCGGGAGUGAAGCCAUACCAGUGCAUCGUCUGCGAAAAGAAGUUUGCCCGUAGCGAUCACCUGUCGAAACACCUCAAAGUCCACCGCUUUCCACGAAGCAGCAGGACAGGACGCUCUGCCAACUGAAUCUUCUGACCCCACUCUGACAGACUGACGCAACAGAGAGGGGGGAAGGGGGGCUGCUGUGCUCGUGGAUGUGUGUGUAUUGGUGUGCGACGAAAGACAGGAGGGGAGGGGAGUGAAAGGCCAAACACCUUUUUAAAAGAGUCCGUGCAGGACUCUCGAGCUUGUGUGUGUUUAUGUGUACGCAUGACGUACAUUCAUGGUACUGUUAUAAUUUAUUGGGUGGUGAGGAAAAGACUGUAAAAACUAAACCAAAGCAGAAAACUGUUACUUGACACAACACCCUCACAGGUGAAAUAAGCUUUUUGUAUAUUAUAACUUUUGUAAAAUCUUUAAGCUGAUCUGAUUUGAUGAAAGAUUUGCUACUUUAUUUUUACACUUUGGGGUGUGUGUGUUAUUGUUAGUGCUGGAGUCAUAAGCCUUAUAUAAAUGAAAAAAUGCAAAACUAAGGGGUCUGCUACUACUUAAAACCCCAUUUUGUACCUUCCUGGAGCCAAAUGUUGUUUUAAAGAAAAAGCAAAAACUCAUCGCUUAAUGGCUUGAAUUGAUUUUUGGUUGCCCAACCAAAAGAGCUUUUUGGACAUUGGGAACCUUUGGGGCCUUGGUUUAUUUCUUUGUCAGCAGAGUAAAUGAUGUAUUAACAUUCCUGUUGCUUUGAAUAAGUGUCUCUCUGUUGCCUUUGAGUGUUUUUACAGGAAGUAACCUCAAACACAAGAACAAUGCUCAUGUUCAUGUUGAUUUACUGCUCACCAAGAAACAUCAUGCCACCAUAUAAUUUGCACUGGCACACAGAAAACUUACUGUGGGAAGACAACCAGAAAUUGUGAUUUGACUUGACUCACUGUUCCGUAAAACAUUGUUGUCUAAUCUGGUCGAGAGUGUUUUAGUUGUACCCCAAACAAGUGGGGCACAACUAAAUCCAAUGGUUAUCUGUGAAAUAUUUCAAUUUAAUGUUUUGUCUUCAACUCAUCAUGCGUGAUGCCAUAUCAUUUAUCAUUUGAUGUCACUUUAUUUACUUCAUGUACAAAAGAAUUGUAAAAUAAUACAAGACGUUAGUGACACACAGGGAAAGGCUAGUGUUAUAGUUAGUCUAUAAGGGCUUAUUAUGACACAUAUUUUUCCUAUGAAAUUAUGUACAUAUUUAAUUCAAAUGGAUAUUUUUUGCACUUGUUGAGACUCAAAUGAUGCGCCACAACAUCAAAUAAUAGUUUUACACCAGAUCAACUAAAAAGUAUCAAAGCCAGAAUAUGAACGUUUUGCUCAACAGCACCCCUUGUUACCCAAAUAGCAAUUUCAGGAUAACUGCAAAUAGCAUAACCUAGCAUAGGAUAACAGUAGCACAAAAUACUUAGUUAGAAAAUAUUUGACACCAUAAGCUACUGGUCAUACCAACCUAGGUAAUUUUGUUGCAACAAAACGCUUUACUAAAUUUAGAAAAGCAGUGCUAACUGCUGUAUAUUGCAUAUUGUAAUUCAACAUUUCGUUCCUUUCUUAAAGAGGCAUGAAGUAAAAAUGUUGCUUCGCCUUUAAGAAUCUUCUCUUGCCAUGCAACAUUUUAUUUUCACUUCACCCAACAAUUUGAAAUUAAUAAUUGAAAGAUGACAUUUCAAAUGUAACCAAUUGUUUUUGUUUAUAUAUAUAAACUGGAAUUUUGUGUCAUUACAUUAUGAACAAACAUCUAAGAGGGAUUUGUUAUGAUUCAUUUAUUUAUUUUUUGGUCUUAUUAAGGUAUAUUUGUCAAAGUUAAAUGGAGAAUUUAAGAGGAUUCAAAAUGUUUCUAUGUGUUCUUGGUCUUGAACAUGUAACAUACCUUGCAUGAAAUGACAUCUUGCCAUGAAAUGAAAUGACUUUGUCUUGUACUGUAGGACAACGGUGACUGUUAAGCUUUUUUGUCAUAUUACAUUUACUUGUAUAGAUUUAUUUAGUGUGCUUCGUCCUGCAUCUCAGUUCGAUUAAAUCAAAUGUGUCGGAAAAGGGGGGGGGGCGCAAAAUGCCUGCUGCACAGACAUCGUUUCACGUGACAUCAAGUCAAGGAUCAGUUGUCAUCAUUCAGUAUUGUAAUGAUUUGAUUAAAGGAAAGCUUGAACUGGAAUGGGGUUGUUUUUGUAAAUGUUUGAUUUGCUAACCCAAACCCUGACCCACAAUGAUUGACAGACCCUUUAAGCGUUGGGUACGUAGCAGCUGAAGAGGCGCUGUAUGGAAGAACUAUCGAUAUCAAGCAUUCCUUCCAUACAAUCAGAAGUGACACUUCUCUGAAUGGGUGUCAUAUUUGAGCCGGUGAAUGUAUGUAAAUACUGUAUAUGCAUCUAAAAGCAGAACUGAAAUAUUCUUCUGGUGAUUUCUGUGUUUGUGAUAUAUUUUUUAAAUAUAUGUAAAGAAGGAGUACAUAACGUUAUAAUUCAAAUAUAGAGUGAAAAUGAAGCGACUUUUGUACGUUUUUUACAAAACACAGAGAAAAAGGCUUAUCAAAUGUUUCAUAAUACAUCUCUGGAUAAAUGUUUAACAUGUAUUCUUCCCCAAGCAUUUCGCUAACAUUUUCUAAACUUGCACACCCACUUUGUCUGGUGCAAAUUGCAAUACAGCAAAAAUGUAUUAUGAAACAUGUGAUGAUAUGUUGUGCUUUGUAAACCAAUAUAAAUAAAGAGUUGCUUAAAAUGUUAUAUUUUUGCUUUUGUUCAUAUGUAAAACACAUUUACAAUA
Messenger RNA from Notothenia coriiceps (black rockcod), 4639 nucleotides. RefSeq names its product Kruppel-like factor 15. Lineage: Eukaryota; Metazoa; Chordata; Actinopteri; Perciformes; Nototheniidae. The transcript has 3 exons. The record is from RefSeq and is a predicted model, not a curated record. Gene Ontology annotation, molecular function: RNA polymerase II cis-regulatory region sequence-specific DNA binding; DNA-binding transcription factor activity, RNA polymerase II-specific. The coding region runs from base 311 to 1942 and encodes 543 amino acids. Gene Ontology annotation, biological process: regulation of transcription by RNA polymerase II.